ACUGUCAGUUCUUCUGUCACCGAAAAUGUCAAUUCCUUACAAGUAACCUCGUCUCAAAUAAUAAUAAAACAAAACAAAGAAACUAAAACGAGAAAUGGAUAAAAUAUCAAAAGAUUUAAACAUAAACAGUAAAAAUAUUUUUGCCACUUCAACACCAACAGUGUUCGCGGUCGUUGUCCACAAUACUUGGCUAAGAAAGUGGCUGAAAAGCGUAGAAACUGAUAACUGUGUAAAUAAUUUAGAUUUUACUUUACAACCUGGUGAAAGUGUACCUUAUCCAUGGAAAAAGAUAUUUAUUAGGGUGUUAGCCAAAAAGACAUCGAAAGUUUUACCUUUACCGCGUUAUAAGUUAAACGAAACAAAUGCAGAAACGCCGCUUACGUUCUCACAAUUACUCCAAUAUGUGUCACAAAGUAACCAGAGGAAUUUAUGGAAGGAAUCAUACAAGAAAUAUUGUCAGAGCGACAGUAGCAAAGAGAGUACCAUAGUGAAUCUCUUAGAACACGAUCAACUGUUAACAGAAGUUAUAAUUAGAUUGUAUGGCUGUAACAUAAUUAGAAUAAAGCCUGAGGGCAAAUUUACAGAGUACAAAGAUGUUGCUGGCAAGCAUGUUUCCAAGUCUUACGAUACACAUGUAAAUUUAUUAGCUGCUAUGUAUGUUCUAGAGAGUGACAAUAACUAUUUUGUAGUGUACAGGGGACACUAUGAGAAUAAUUUACUAGAUUGCCUUAACUUCAGUCCACAUUUAAUAGAUAAGACUUAUUCUAGAGGCCUGCUUAUUGUAUACCAAUUGUUGAAUGUUGCGAAAGCCUUGUGUGACCGAGGACUUAGUUUAGGGACUCUCAGUUUGCGGGAUAUUUACCUAACGGAGGAUCUGUGGCUGCAAGUAAUACCGCCGUUAGUAAACAACAUACACUGCCUUGACCCGUCGUUGAUAUGUGAACAGAAUCGUAGUAAACAGAGCACUAAUCAAACUCCACCAAUCAGUGCCCAGAGUUCACAGAAUAGAGAGGAAUGGUGUUGGCGUAGUGAUGCAGUACAACUGGAGAAGUUAUGUAUGCUGUGGGUCAGAGGACGGAUAUCGAAUUUGGACUAUUUGUUACAUUUAAACAUUUUGGCUGGAAGAUCGACCAAUGAUCCCCAGUCACAUUUUAUGGUGCCAUGGGUGACUGAUUUCAGUUCUAGAUGUGGUCGUAAUUGGCGUGAUCUAACAAAGUCAAAAUACCGUCUCAACAAAGGCGACCGUCAGCUGGACAUGACGUAUGACGUCACAAGUUGUAACGGACAGAUCCCACAUCACGUCACAGACGCAUUGUCAGAUAUUACUUGUUAUGUAUACUUGGCACGACGAACACCAAAAGACACCCUAUGUAAAUACGUUCGCAACAAAUGGGUGCCUGCCGAAUACCCCGCCUCAAUACAACGCAUGCAAGAGUGGACCCCAGAUGAGUGCAUACCAGAGUUCUAUACAGACCCCACUGUGUUCAAAAGUAUACACGAAGACUUACCUGAUUUAGGUAUUCCGUCCUGGGCGACAUGUGUGGAGGACUUCAUAACGAAGCACAGAGAGGCUCUAGAGAGUACUUACGUGUCAGAGAACCUGCACCAUUGGAUAGACAUUACAUUUGGUUACAAGCUCACAGGAGCAGCGGCGGUGAAGGCAAAGAACGUAUGCCUGUCGCUGGUAGACGGUCACUCAUACACCCGCCGGGGCGCCACCGUGCAGCUGUUGACGGCGCCGCACCCGCCGCGCCGACUGCGCCUGCCGCCGCCCGCGCCGCCGAGACUGCGGUGGACUGCGCCCAGAGAUGCCAAAAAAUUCGUCCGUGACAGCUCAGAUGAAAUAUCUGAUGAGGAAGAAGAGUCUAGCAGUUUACCACAACACGUGUCUCGUUUACACGUGCCGUCCCAAAGAACGCGUAGACAUAAAAGUAGUACUCGAGCACGUUCCUUAUGUAAGAGCCAAGAAGAAGAUUCCUCCGUCUCCGAAAGUAGGGCAUCUUCCCACUCCAGACAUUACAGAGUACAGCGUUCAGAACUCGGUAAAGGAGUGAUAUACUUACCCAAAGAAUAUAAUCCUGCCGCCACUAUACAAGCUUUAGAAACUCUAGAUAACUUCCGAACGAAAUGCUUUUUCAGUAGCGCUGAACAUAAUGGAAAACAUAAAGAAACUCUUACGUUAAAUUUAUGUCCCGUCCAACAAGAAACAAAGGAAAACGUUAGCACUGCUUCCAAAGAUGUAGCUGAAGAGACUGCUUUCACAAAUCACAUGUUCCUGGCGUCCUAUGAUCAAGUGUAUUUGAAAAAAAUCAGCCAAGAUAAUAAUUUAGAAACUGUCCUUAAAGAGAGGAAAAACAGAAUGUUUAACCCUCGAUAUACGACGGACGCCGCCAUUUAUAAACAGUUCGUAACUGAAAGUCGACGGCAAGACAUGCUUGUAGUCGGGUGCCUUAUAGUCGAAAUAUUCCUUCACACUUACAUGCGUCCAUUAAGAUUAACUAAUGAGAAUUUUGUAGAAAGAUAUAAUAGUUGUCGCACAAUACUGAAAUAUAAUUUCAAUUCAAUGCCAAAAUGUGCGAGUUAUAUCGCGUGCCUUCUAUUAAAUGUGAACCCACCUAGUUUGAGUUUUCAUAAUGAAAUGACAUUCAGUACUGAAGAUGCGAGAAAAAGAAUAAUUGUGACAGACAAAGGUUUACCGCCACCUAAUGCAUCUCAGUUACUACAACCACUAAUAAUGCAACAUCUAAUACCUUUUCCUCAAAGUUUUAUCCUUUUAUACAAUCUUUUAAGCACCCUACAUGAAUAUGAUCUUACUGGAAAUGAGUUACACAUUUUGUAUACAUAUGAAUGUGAUGGCACUCAAUGUGAGAAAUACCAAAACGUGGACAAAACCAAAUUAUAUUUUACACAGAAAAUAGCUGAAGGAAAGAUUCAAGCAUGUAUCACACAUUUGGGGGUACUUUUAAAUCAAGUUACUAACGAGAAUCAAUUUAAUGUCCUUGAUAUUUUCUUACAACAUUACAUACAGUUGAUGGAAAAUAAGGAAACAUCUAUCCUUGCAGCGUGGCACUUGUUUGAUACUAUAAGCAAAGUAUUAGGGCCCGCCGAGACGAGUAAUAAACUUUUGAGGCACAUACUAAAUCUCUACGAAGAUGACGAUUAUGUGUAUGACAGAUCAGACCAUAAAUUAACUGAUGUGGAUGCAGUAACUAGUGCAGGACUGGCUAACAAACAAAAAUAUGUGAAACUCUACCACCAUAUAUUUCUUCUGCAAUUAAUGGUUCGGCUGGGUCUCCAAUGUUUCUUAGACAAUUUCACUCAACAUUUGGUAGAAGCUGUCGGUGGGUAUAAAGAUGUGACCUCUGACAGUGGAUCUCCUGGUCAUCUAUGCCAUAACCGAGCAAUAUUGAAUAAGAAACCAAGAUAUUCUGAUGAUAAUCUUAAAAAUGCCUUAACAUCAACAUCGGAUAUUUUCUCACCUGACACGUCUUAUGGUUCCGAACAUGUUGUGACGCCAAACAUUGAUAAAAGUAUGUCUGAAGUAAAUGAAGUCAUGAAGGAUCAAGAUAACAGAAGCGAAAAUGACUUGUUCCAUUUCGAAAACGAUAAGGAAAGGAACCCUAGUUGUAGUAGUAGAAGUAAAUCACCUUCAGGUUCAGUAGACUCAAAUACUAUGAUCAAGGACUCGAAUACUUUGCAAACACCUUCCCCGGGUGCAGAUCAUAUUUCUCCAGGAAAUUCAAGAUUUUUCACAAACUAUUCUUCCAACUCAAAAGAAACGAUCAUAAUCAAAGACGAAUCUCAAGACAUGCUCCCUGAUUCUAAUAAAGCCAUGUCUCCAACUAUCGAUAUUCCAAAACCCAUGUUCACCAGCUACUUGCAUUUCGCUCAUGAAAUAUCAAAUUCAGAAGGCAACAUCGUUGAACCAAAAAAUGGGGAACCUAUACGACAAAUCAAAAGCUUAGAGCUAGCCAGAAAUUCUGAAAAUAAAACUGUUGAGUUCCAAAUAAAGGAGGAAGAUAUAGAUCCAAAUUGUAAUGACAAGAGUGGGUAUAAGAUAUCAGAUAUGAGUUCUGAAAGUCUUAUUUGGUUGGCUCAUCGACUGGGGCCGGUACUUACAUGCAGAUACAUUACAAGGAAUUUGCUAAAGAUGCUGACUUUGUGUUACAUCGGGAAAGAAAAUUUAGCGCCGUGGGAUGGAGACGAAAAAGAUGAAUUUGAUGAAAUAUCAAUUGUGAAUAGUAAAGUUGUGGGUGACAAAAACGCAAUUAAGGUUAUCAAAUGCCUCACUUCUAUUGUAGCAAUGUAUGGAGAGCAGCUAAUAAUAUUCCAAUACUUGCCUCACAUGGGUGAAUUGAUAGCAUCGUGCCGUCGUCGCUUGUCCACGCCGUUAGAAGGCGGAGUCGUGGCAUGUUUGCAGCUCAUAAAGUAUCUAUUACCCUUCAUGUCUGAUGCCAAAGUUAUGGAACAGUUGCAGGACACGUUCCUCAAGACGAUCCUUCAGCCAGCGCUGCGGCUCGCGUCCACCACUCGCUGCGCGUACCCGUGCGGCGCGCCCGCCCGCAGCGCGCUCGCCCGCAAGUUGCUGCACGCGCUGCACGUCGUGGCCGUGCGGAUCGGGCCCGAGAUGACGAGGAGACACUUGUGUGUGCCGGCUCUACAGAGGUUUUUCUUAGCUUUUGACAAAGCUACAGGUAAAACGGACAACUGGCCUAAACAAGAUGACAGCAAUCUCGACAAGUCUUCCGAGCAAGAUUCUGCUGAUUCAAAGUUAGAAGGCUUUUUGGAAAUUUGCCGCGACGGCAGCACGGCCGAGUGGGCGAUAAAGGACGGUCGAGUCGUGCGCGCCGACUUGCCCGAACUAGCGUGCACGCCGCCAUCUUUCAAUGAUCGCUGUGACGUCACCACAUUGACCGCACAAGAGGAAUUACUCAUGGUGUUUGAUGAAGAACUCGCCUAUAAGUCGUACACUACGUUCACUAAAUUCAUCGGGACGGACGCAUUGGAGCGAUGCCUGAAGAACAGUGAAACUAUACGAUCGCUCUGUUCCAAAUAUAGACAAGCUCAUAUGAUAAGUUCACCACUCCACAUAACCCGUCAAGACAAACGCUUCCAGUCCUCUCUAAGCGAUGAACCACUCAACCGAAGGACCAUAGACAUCACUCCCUCUAAAGCGGAACUGGUCGUCGACCACUUGUCAAACUCCAACAGUUUCGGCUCCAACGUCACAUUGGUUGGCAACAGGAUAGAUGUAUCCAGCGAUGCUUGUGAGGGCAGCGGCGGUCAGGUCGAUGGGUUCGACGUAGUGGCGUAUAAGAUGGACACUGGCAUUAAAAGUGAUCGACAUCUCCGGGGAGAUUGGCUCAUCUACUGGGAGCACGAGAUUGGUCGUGCGGACAAAGAUACAAGAUUUAACCUCAAGCAGAUCAAGCUGCAGUCGUUCGUUGGACACACGCACUCCGUCAAGUCUAUACAUUGUCUCGACAAUGAAAACAGUUUUAUGAGCGGGUCGAAGGAUAAGACUGUGAAACUUUGGUCUUUGAGAAAUCAGGGCGAUGGCAAUGCAACCACACAAUGCAACUGGACGUACUCGGGGCACAAGAAAGGCGUGCUGUCUCUGACUUUCUUAGAGUCGCUACGGCUGGCGGUUUCCACAGACUCUGUGGUACAUAUUUGGGACCCUUUCAUGGAGAGUGUGGUAUCUCAACUGGACACGAUGAAGGCGCCGGUCAGCAUCGUGCGCACGCUGCCGGGCCCGUCGUGCGCCGUCGUCGCCGCCACCACGGACGCCACGCUGCGGAUCAUCGACGCGCGGGCGCCCAACUCUUCGCACGAGCUUAAGGUGGUAGGUGGCGGCACAGUGUUCAUCCGCUGCAUGUGCGUGAGUCCGGGCGGCGCGUGGGUGUGUGUGGGGCUGUCGAGCGGGCUGCUGGCCGCGCUCGACACGCGCUCCGGAGCGCCCAAGGCCGUCUGGAAGGCGCACGACGGAGAGGUACUACGGUUAGCCGCAGUGGACGACCACAGAGUUCUGAGCUCCGGCUUGGACCAGGUGACGGCGCUCUGGAACGUUGACGACGGAGAGUUGAUAGCACAUCUCAAGGGCAGUACUGAACCCGUCCACUGCCUAUCAGUGUACUACAACGAACUCAUAUCAGGAACUACCAACAAUAGAAUAGGAGUCCACACCUCGCUGGACCAGGAGGCUUCGUUCUCAAGCACGAAACUACGUUCCGAUACAUUCAAAGGCGUCCUUACUUGCAUGUCAGUGUUGCCACUCAAUAGGUUGCUGUUACUUGGCAGUGAUAAUGGGACAAUUAGUUUGCUGUGUUAAAACUUAAUGUACCAUUUAUGAUGGUCCGAAAAUUGUUACAACUUUUACCGGUCAAUAUAUGGGGAGGUUCAAUUAAACAUAGUAAAAUUUAAUAUGGUGGACAAUUCCGUAAUUUAGUUAGAUGCGUUUGACAGCAAAUCCAUGCCAUUAACUUUGUGAAACAGACAGUUUUCCCAGGAAUUUGGUAUUGACUUAAAACACUUUUCAUAUAGGUACAUAAAAAAAAGAUUCCGACAAAUUGAGAAUCUCCUCCUUUUUUUGAAGACGGUUAAAAAUGGAGGUCAAUCUUCAAUCUGUCAAACGGAUCUGACCAACUAACGCAUGUGUCCACAAGAUUUUAAUUUAUUGAAAUAUGUAUUAAGCGGUAUUUUCAUUGGCCGACAAGAUAACGAUACCGUCACUGUUUAUAAUAAAAUAACAUUAGUGUUCAAAAUUAUCAUUUAUAAUAUAAAUAAUUACUUUAAGGCAAUAUAUCUGUGAUCUUCUUUCUUCUUUUCUUUUUCUCUUCUUAUUUUAUAAUAUAUCGAUCAGUCGGUACUAGAAUUUCAGCUUUCUUAGUAUCGUCACAGAAAACAUAUGUGCAAGUGUCGUGAUCUUGACACGGUCACAUAGUUGAUGGUUUUGUGGGCACUGUACUAUAUUUUAAAUCUGAAAAAGGAUGAUUGAUUCCUAUUUAAUUCAUAUUAGUCUAUUGCUUAACUAUAAUUUAAGAAAACGCAAAUACGUAGAAAUUUUUUUUUUUUUUAUGAGUUAACGGUAAAAUAUCAUUUAAUAUUAAAAAGUCUUGAGUCAUGUCUACUUUGGAUUCUUCAAAUUUUCAAUUUAUUAUUUUCCCUCUUUAUAACAAAAUAGUUAAUAUAAUCGUCGGACAAUGAGAAUACCACUUUACGAUCUUGACAGCUUAUGCCGUUUGCCUGUAUUUAAAAAAAGAAUUUAUUUUAUAUCAUUCCACAUUAUAUAUAGAAGUAGAUUUAUUAAAAUUAGGUAAAAUUAGUACAUACAUAAUAAUUAAGUUUCAUGACGUUAUGUUCAUGAUCAUUAAUAAAUAAUAAUUAAUGAAUUAUAAUUUAUGUACAUAUUUAAAUGAAAUUUAUAAUCAUGCAUAAUAUUAAAGUACAAACACAUCGUUACCAAAGACGUGUAAACUGUGUAUUUAAUUCAAUAAUACAUUACAUAUUGAAAUAAUACAUAAUAUAUUAUAUGUAUAGACUAUAGUUUGUCUUCUUUUUGAAGUCUGUUUAGUUUUGGGUGUAGUGGUAAAAUGUACUGGUGUUAGAGUGAAAAGUUAGAGAUGCAUGCCCCAGACCGAAUUCGAAUUCAUCGCCCUCCGAAUCAAAGUCACUCCUAUCACGGCUCACAUUUAUAAAUUCAAAAUACAAAUUUCAUUUAUUUCAAUUAGGCUUAGUUUACAAGCACUUUUGAAAAGUCAAGUUAUGUCAUGAUUAAAUUGAUUAAAUUAAAUUGGUGGAAAUUAUAGUCGAUAACUUAAAAUUAAAUUACAUAUAAAUAAUGUAUAAAUGUACUAUCUGUCUGUUAUCUUACAACUACACCCAAAAACAAACGAGCUACCUCUAAAAGAUUGACUUGACCUACUUUUAAUUUCUCUUUUAAAAAAUGGCUAUGUUACAUUUAAUAUAUUCAAAAAUAAACAUUAAAAAAAAUAUAUUUUUAAAAAUAGUCCAAAACUGUUAUGCUAUGUUGGAUCUAUAUCUAAUAUGUAUUUGUAGUGUGUGUAUGUCUUGUCCGUCACAAAAAUGUACUUUUAAUGUUUGAGUUGUAUAAUUUUGGUCAUCUAUUAAAUUAAUGCUUCAAACGGGCCUCGGCCUAAAUCUCUUUGUACCGCCAUUUUCUUGUUUUUGUUACAUUUGUCACAACAAUUACGGUUUUGAAAGAAAACCUUAUAAAUGUUUUAUAUUCUUUGUUAUUUUUUAGUAAAAAAUGGCUGCUUGAUUUUUUUUAUACUAAUAUUAUAAAGAGGAAAACUACUUACUUUAUAAUAAUAAAAAUAAUAAUUUUGUGUUACAAAUCAAAUAUAGACAAUAAGCUCUACCAUAUUUGUAAAAUAAAUUAAUUACGUAUUUACACCUAACUUAUAAAUGAUGUUUGUAAGAUCCAAAAAACAAAUAUCAUCUUUCUUUUCAAAAAUUAAUUUUUUUUGCAGCUUGGCAAAGCUUGUGAGUCUCGAUGGUCCGCGCAGGCGGUAUGUCCCGCUCGCACGACUUCAUACCCGCGCAGUUUUUCCCUCUAUCCCCCCCCCCCUGCGCUUGACUUUACACUUUUUAAUAGAUCGAUGGAGACGAUCUACAUUUGUGAUAUUUACGAACAAAGAUAUUUAAUUAAAUAUUCUUAAUUUUUUUAUUUAUAAGCUUAGACAUAACAUAAUGAGAAAUAUGAAAUAAAAAAAACAAGACAGUAAAUUUUUUUUUUAAAUUAUAUUACUUAUUAAAUCAAUACGAGUAAUGUUUUUUUUGGCUGUCUCAGUGUUUCUUUUGUUCCUUUGGACUACUUGGAACUCCUCGAUCAUUAGUACUUGUAGGCAAAUUACUAAUCGGUGGGUUAUAUCAUGAACUCUUCAAUCUUUAUUUUCUAUAAACUUAUGUGUUACUUCGUAAAUUGCAGAAGUCAUUGAAUAUUAACAGGUUUAUUUUAACGAAGAGGCUAAUCUGUGUGACAACGAAACACAGAUUUGACAAAAUACUCUAUAGAUAUUUCCGGUUACGCCGUAUUGGUUGACAUUUGUCUACUUCUCUGCAUGACAUAAGUCGUUUGAUCGCAUGCUAGGCGCAGUUGUGAUGAAGUCUAUACUACAGCCUUUCUUGAUGAGGACUGUUUACCAACAAACAAAUUAAAAAUGAGGGUAUAAAUCACUAGUCAUUUCACACCUAAUAAUUAUUAUAAUUACCUUGUACUUAAAAUAAUGAAACCGUAAAGCUUAGAACAAUCAAAUAUGGUUAUUAUAUAUUAUAUAACAUUUUAUAAACAGAUUACACAUAAUUUAAAAUAAAUAAGUCAUGAAAUUACAUGCAUUUUCUACCUUCAUUUGUAAUUUCUUUGUUGGUAAACAGUAGGUACUCAUUAAGAAAGUUAAGAAAGGCUGUAGUAUAACGAAUGUUAAACUAUUUUAUGGAAUCUGUGUGUCGUCGUCCCGCUUUGUUACAUUUGACGAGAUAUGAUAGUAUUUACUUAUUUUAUACUUUUUUAAUCAUGAAUAAUAAGGGUUACUAUAUUUUAAGUCUGGACAUAAUAUAGGUACCUACUUAGUUAUAAGGAUUAUGUUAUUACGAAAAUACAUUUAAAUAUAAUAAACAAAAUCAGGUUAAUUUUUCAUUAUAGUGCCAAAAAGAGUUGUAUAAUUAUGUUGAACAUCACAUAAUGUAGAAAUUAACGCAUCUCUCUCAAAACUCCACUUUUUAAUUAAAAGUUAAGUCCAUCCAUUUUAAUUAUCCAUUUUAAUUCAAUAAAUUGUAAUGGCAAUCCACCACUGAUAGUUGUUUACACGUGAUACAACGUCGGAGUAUGUCCGGCUAGUUUCGAAUCCAAAAGGGGCCUUAGUCAUGGUUGUUGCAACGCGGAACGAUACAAACUGCGAUGUGACGGAGCGCGCGGCCGCUCGCAGCGCGCGUUGAGGGGCCGGGAGCGAAGGCACCGUUACAUUAUCCGACGGUUCCUGAACGUCAUCUUGAUUGGACCUGUUUUCUUGUAAACAAACCGAACUAACACUAUCUUGCCCCAAGUAUGUUAUUUGCGACAUCGAAUCGGAAUGACGUGAGUUUUAGCCGUGUUUCAUAAUUUUUUUUUCUCAAUUUGAAAGCGUGUUAAAUAGGUAUUAAGGCAGUAGGGGUAACAGUUGUAUAAAGGCAGCAAGGGGUCUUGUUUAUAAACAGCAGUGGACGUCCAUGGACAGUUCAUAAAUAAGCCAUUCCAAUCCUGUUUCGUCCUUAGGUCAAAUCUACUAUAUUAAUCAUAUUUAGCGUUAUAUUUGUAAUAUUUACACAUUUAUAACAUUGCAUGGAUAUGGACUAUGUAAAUUACAGAAUAAUUAAAAUUAAUGAUCAUAACUUAAGUUAAAUUAAAUCUAAGAUACAAUAGAUAAAAUAUAAUGACCAUUCUUUAAUAAUUUCUGUUCUUUUCUCAUUGAACUUUGCGAAAAAGAUAGCAUUAUUUUUAAAGGUUGUAAGUUCUUAGUAGAAAACUGCUACCAAAUUAUUAAGUGUAAUGUAGGUAUUAAUGCAAUUAAAUAAUAAGUAAGUAAUUAAUAGCAUUACUCUACUUAUCGUAAAAGCCUGUUCAAAGGUUUACUUUUUAAUAUUUAUAGCAAAUUCGGCAGUAGAAGCCGAAUUUUUGCUAUAAAUAUUUAAAAGUAUUAUAAAAAAUCCGAAGAUAAAUAGCUAAUACCUAGGUAUAGUAAAACUUGAUUUACCUAUAUAUAUUUAAUUUUGCAAUGCAAUUUGUUAUUUAACAGGUAGUUAGAUCAUCUUUCGAGCAUGAUUCAGCAUAAAUCGGCUUUAAUGGAUAUGAUGUGAAAAAAUACUUGGGUAUUUCGUCCAAUGUGACGUGUAUUCAAAUGUUCAUUUGCCUUUUUGUUGCCUUAUCAAAGUUAUACAAUUAUAUAAAUACCACAAAUUAAAUAUUUUAGAAAUUCGAAUUUUGUGGUAGCUAUCGGAAUAGGGAUGAUGACAGUUUUUUAUAUUGUAUAUAAAUUAAGAGUAUACUAAUAGUAAAGCAAUUUUGUAAAAGGAACAGGGUAUCUGCGAUCAUUACUUUCGGAGCUACAGGGAUUUAAAGAGUCAGAUUUGCGGUGCUGCUGCGGAUCCCUGAAAAACGCCCCAUACAAAAGGGCUCGAAAUAAUGACGUCAUAAGCAAUGUAAUGAUCGUUAGAUUUGUAUGCGCGUUCAAACAAAAUUACUAAUAUCUUUGUUAUUUGUGCGUUUAUGCUUAUAGUUCAUAUAUUAAAAAAUGUCACAUUUAAUGUAAGGAAGCUAAAACUGUAUGAAUUUUCAUCUAAUUACGAUAAAAUAUUUUUAAUAGUUUUUGAAAUUUUAUAGUCUCAUUUAUUUUGCAAAUAUCCAGACAAUCUUUGCUUUUUAUGUAUAAAUUAGUUACCAUUGACCCUAUUUACCCGAACGUAUCAUAAAAAUCAAUAUAUUCAAACCUAGUCAUCAUCCCCGUUAUGAAACAAUAUGAUUUUGAUGAAGUCAUUCCAAUUGUAGUUUUAGUAACAGGUAGUUAAGUAAGCUAUGAUGUAAGUUGUAUGUUUGUAUAUUCUUUUGAUAAUUAUAAGUAUAUGUAUAGAAGUAUUUGUUGGUAAUAAAACUAUUUUAAGAA
Molecule: messenger RNA, 11657 nt
Organism: Bicyclus anynana (squinting bush brown)
Lineage: Eukaryota; Metazoa; Arthropoda; Insecta; Lepidoptera; Nymphalidae
Gene: Wdr81
Product: WD repeat-containing protein 81
Exons: 19
Coding region: 95-6331 (2078 amino acids)
Biological process (GO): aggrephagy
Cellular component (GO): mitochondrion
Molecular function (GO): phosphatidylinositol 3-kinase regulator activity; protein binding
Source: RefSeq, a predicted model, not a curated record